Closterium sp. Naga37s-1 is the source of this 1492-nucleotide messenger RNA. The record is from the annotation of a GenBank genome assembly. Lineage: Eukaryota; Viridiplantae; Streptophyta; Zygnematophyceae; Desmidiales; Closteriaceae.
AGCUUGAGGCGGUCGUGAGGAACAACAUGUUUCGCCUCAUACGUUCAAGCAAUUUUGAUGUGCAGGAAGAUGAUGCUGUCAACAUUUACAAGGGGAAGCUCUACCCAACUGCUGUAGCAGCAAGGGAGGAGGUGCGGUUGUACUGUAGGCAGCAGACGUUUGCUCCCUAUUUCCGCUAUAAUCGGUCGAAUCUCAUUGAGGUGUGGUGCAAGUCCAUGGAGGGCAAGGUAUGGCCUCGUGGGGAGGUGCACAUCGGAGAAGGGAUGUGUCCAUUCCGUGUUGUCAUGCGGAGACCGCGCUAUAGUAACCUGCGGGUCACGGUGGCUGAUUUGGAUCACGCCGAUAGGUGUGUCACCGAAGCUGCAAGGAUUCGGAGGGAUGAGGUCAAAGAGGUUGCGCGUGAGAUGCUAAAGCAUGGCGACGUGAGACCUCAUGCGCUGAUGAGUCAUGUUAGGGCGGUUUUACGUGUGGAGUGCUCGUACACGGUUGCGCGCGAGGUGCUCUUUGAGCUGAGGAAUGCGGAUCCGUUUUGUGGAGACGAUGGAUUUCAAUACAUGGAGGACCUGUUAGGAAAGUUCAAGGAUAAAAACCCCUCAUCUGUCGUGUUUAUGGUCAGGCGGGGAAAUCACUUCUACCGUGCAGGAAUUAUAUUUCCAGGGGCGAGAGAUGCGGUCAUGAACUGCCUGCCCAUCAUUUUUGCGGAUGGAUGUCAUAAUAAGACCGCAUGGGGGGGAUACACCUUGAACAUAUGCAUGUUGGAUAGCCAACACAAACUUGUUAUGUUGGGAUGUGCAUGGGUAGAGGGGGAAAACAAGCAUGCAUGCGCCUUCCUAUUCAAUCUCCUGCUGGAGGCCGUUCCGGAGGUGAACUCCUCCGACUUUGUCAUGAUGCAUGAUAGAGGAGGGGCAUGGAUAUCCGCCACAUCCACUUGUCUCCCCCUUGUACGGGAGUCUUUUUGCAUCACCCAUUUGGUUCGAAACUUCAAAAAGUUCAGGACAGAUCUGGACGGACGAAUUCUUGCAGCUGCCGCGGCUCUGACGGAGCUUGUGUACCUCAAGACAAUGGAAAAAAAUGAGAUGGAAUGUCCCGGUGGAUCCUCGUACCUUGUGGACAAUGGGUUGGGUGUUAAGUGGGCGACAGCUUAUUUUGGAGCACCGCGUUACGGUUGCUUGUCUUCCAAUCCCGUUGAGUCUCACCAUGCGUCGCUUUCAGGAUUGCGGGAUAAGAGUCCGCCGCAGGUGCUGCUAGGCUUGGCAGAUAAGCUAUCGACGAAGAUCGAAGAGAGGCGCCAAUUAUACUCCGAGAUGACAGUUGCUGACUUCCCUCCCAGGACAAAGCCAAUAGUCAUUGGGAAUCGCGAUGAGGGCAAAAGAUACAGGGUGGCUGAAUCGGGGGAACACGAGUACAUAGUACGCCAAGGGGACGAGAGGCGAGUCGUGACCACAAACCCCGAGGAUCCUGCAGACACCCGCUGCUCAUGUGGCUACACCAA